GCAGUAACAGGUAGUGGGUGUGCAUAAUAAAACGUAACUGAACGUGUGUAGCAUGUUAUUUCUAAUGUAAAAUCAUUAAAUAUUCAUUGCAGCCUCUAUAAUUGCUUGUUAUACUGGAAUAACAAGAUGUGAGAACUUUAAAUGUUAGCAAUACAACAAUGACGAAAUAAGAAAGUUAUUUCCUCCAAUCAAAAUCCGUGUUUUGCGUUUCUGCUGUUGCUAACUGUAAACAACAUGGACGACGGCGACGAUAUUGACGAUUUGUUGAAUGAAGCCGAGCAAUCCUUCAAUUCCCGAUUUAAGCGUCAAAAUUGCCGUGUUUCCAAUAUUUCUGUUGUGGAUGAACUAGAUGACUUACUUGCUGAAACUGAUGACAUUAAAGACUAUAAGGCUGAUAAACAACAAAAAGCUGUCAACCCACAUUCCCUGGAAGAGGUAGUCAAAUGUUUCCCCAUCUACCUUGCUGGAAGUCACUUUCCCUGUGGUUUAGGUAACAUCUCUAAAAAAUUGUCAUGUGACAAACUACGUUGCACAUCUUGUGACAUGAAAGUGUUAUGGUUUGAAGACUUUGCAUGGCUUGCUUCACUUGAUUAUCUUUUCUUGAGAAAUAACUUCCCCAAUUUCAAAGAACUAAGAUCAAAACUAAAGCCACAAAAUGGUUCCAGAGCCUAUUGUUGUCAGUGCUCUUGGCAAACAGUAAACACGUUGACAUUCUUGAAACAACUUGAGACGAAAUGGGUUUGUGGUCAGCAUUGAUUAUUUAUGAUUGUAACAAUCAAAAACAACAUUCAUUCAAGACUAAUUGGCAGUAGUAAUUAAAAUUGAUGAAAACUUUGUUAGCAGUU
Molecule: messenger RNA, 845 nt
Organism: Octopus sinensis (East Asian common octopus)
Lineage: Eukaryota; Metazoa; Mollusca; Cephalopoda; Octopoda; Octopodidae
Product: protein C8orf37 homolog
Exons: 6
Coding region: 235-756 (173 amino acids)
Cellular component (GO): cytosol
Source: RefSeq, a predicted model, not a curated record